GUUUAUUGUGCUGUGCUGUGUUCGCGAUUGGAAAAUAAUUAAUAAUUAAUCAAUUACUAAUAAAAAUACAUUUCGGGGUCUUAUCAAUUCAUAUUAAAAUGCCAACAAACACUUCCAUGCCAAGUAUUGCUUUAGAAAACGGAUUGGAUUUGAGACAACUUUGCACAACGGGUUCAAUACUUCACAUAAAUGACGAUUUAGAAGAGGGUCACGGUUUAGAGACAGAGAGAGAAGAUGCUAGAACUUUUGACCAUAUUGGACAACCUGUAAAAUGCUUGAAAACCUUAGAGCAGCAAUUGACUCCUGUGGAUUCGGAUGGUUGUGUCAAAAAGAAGAUUCUGGAACAAGGAGGCGGUUUCCCACUUCACGAGGGUUGCACAGUCCAUAUAGCAUACACUGGGUUCUGGGAAGAUGUGGAAGAACCAUUUGAUGUUCGGAAAAUGCACAAGCCAUUGGUAGUGGACUUAAAGGACAAUGAUUUGUUACCAGGCCUACAAAUCGCUGUCAACUCAAUGCUGGUUGGGGAAAUGUCAGUUUUCCUCCUAUCCUACAAAGUCAUGUUCGGGGAGUUUGGGGUCCCGCCUCGAAUAAAACCAAAAGCAGAUUGUGUAUUCUACAUCAAACUCAUUAAAAGCAUUCUGACUCCUGUUGAAGGCGAUAUAAACUACACAGAGCCCAACAUGUUCCAGCGAGUUUUCAGCUCAGUAACUAAACUCUAUAGUUCUGGCGUCACCUUACAUAAAUCUAAAAAUACAAUGGCUGCAGUCCACCUCUUCAGGAAGUCGAUUGCCAUGCUGCACAAAUGUCGGUUAGCUAAUGAUGAGGAGGAAAAAAAACAAGAGAAAAUGCUGGUAAAGCUGUAUUUGAAUCUGGCUAUUUGUUCCAAUGCUUUGGAACAACCAUUGAAGGCUUGCAUUGCUUGCAAUGAGCUGAACAGACUAGAAAGCCUAUGGAACAAUAGUAAAGCUCUCUUCCAACAUGCUAAAGCUUUACGAAUGAUCGGUCAGUAUGAUGCAGCGGAAAAAAGAUUGCUAAGAGCACAGAAGUUAUGUCCGGAUAAAAGUGAGAUCAAAGAAGAAUUACUAUUACUUGAGAAAACUAGAACUAUCUGUGAUCAAAACAAAUUGAUAGCUAAGAACUUUGUUCACCCGUCUCUGGAAUUAGUGAGCGAAGAUUUUAAAAAGGAGGUAGAUACUUUGAUAAAGAAUUUUAAAGAGAAUGUCAAUUUGUGCAAACUGACACUGCCGGGUGGUUUGAAUGCUGAAGAAAUAAAAUACGUAAAGGAGGCGUGUAUAAGAGAAAAUUUGUUUUGCAGUAGGAUAGAGAAGGAUAUUGCGUUAGAUAAAACUAAUGAAAAAGAAACUGAAGAGGGUGAAGUGUCACUAGGUUUGUCAGUUUGUCCGGACAGCAAUACCAGUGAAUCGUAAUGGUAGGCAUGUUUUUAUACUUUUUAUACGUAGCAUAAUUUAUUUCGAGGGGACGUAGGUGCAUUGUGAUAUUUGUGAUCCUGAAUUUCGGCCAUACCAAGGGCACACUUACAAGUUUUACAACCAACUAUGUACUGAGAGAGCUAGAGAUAAAUGAAUGACAAUGUCCUAUGUUCAAAAUGUUCACAUCAUAACGGUUCGCUACAGGUCUAUAUUUAAUGUGCAUGUAGGGAUAUCGAACACAUUACAAUAUACUGUAUCACACCACAGUUCAAAUCAAAUGCAUUCCUUGCUCUUGUAGUAGGUACGUAAAUGACAUGUCUUAGCACAAAAAACUAGUACACUGUACAAGUUGUACAACUGACAAAUUUGCAAUAAUGAAUAUUAUGAUUUUGAUUAAAGCAUGUUACAAUCAUCUAGAAAACACCAAAAUCAAAAAUUAUACAGGGCGUGAACGCCUGGUGCGAGUGCGGGUACCAGCUUAUUUUGACAUUAAGUUUUCGAUUUAGUCAGGCACUCCAACAAUUUCUAUAUCUAUUGAUUUAA
This is a messenger RNA of Cydia splendana, 1973 nucleotides long. RefSeq names its product inactive peptidyl-prolyl cis-trans isomerase shutdown-like. Gene Ontology annotation, cellular component: cytoplasm. The coding region runs from base 99 to 1427 and encodes 442 amino acids. The record is from RefSeq and is a predicted model, not a curated record. Gene Ontology annotation, biological process: piRNA processing; spermatogenesis. The transcript is spliced from 4 exons. NCBI's taxonomy places the organism in Eukaryota, Metazoa, Arthropoda, Insecta, Lepidoptera, Tortricidae. Gene Ontology annotation, molecular function: peptidyl-prolyl cis-trans isomerase activity; Hsp90 protein binding.